Messenger RNA from Lotus japonicus, 690 nucleotides. RefSeq lists its product as uncharacterized. The record is from RefSeq and is a predicted model, not a curated record. Bases 1 to 690 code for a protein of 229 amino acids. The transcript has a single exon. NCBI's taxonomy places the organism in Eukaryota, Viridiplantae, Streptophyta, Magnoliopsida, Fabales, Fabaceae.
AUGAGGGCUUUGUCUACUGUUUUUGCACCAGUGGUUAUUGAACAAAUUGUCUCAAUUCCACUGCCACUGUUUCCUGUUGAUGAUAAUGUUUUUUGGCCAGGUUCUAAAGAUGGUUACUACUCAGCAAAAUCUGGUUAUGUUUUCGUUAGAGACCAUGAGUCUAGGCGUGCCGCCUCCUCUUCAACAUCUCAUGUGGUUCCUUUUGAGUUCUGGCAACGUUUGUGGAAGAUUGAGGCUCAACCUCGCGUCAAGGAGCUUUUCUGGCGUCUGUGCAGAGGUGUUGUCCCUGUGAGAUCCAAGUUGAGUUCGCGUGGCAUGGAGAUUGAUGCUUGCUGCCCCUUCUGCAACACGGAGCCAGAAACGUUGUUUCAUGCGUUUUUUGGUUGCUGUCAUGUUGCUCCUUACUGGUUUGCGUCGAGCUUGAGUUUCAGAAUGGAUGCUUUGUUACCUCAGCAGCCUUUGGAGUUCAUACAUGUUGCUCACCAGGUUUUCGAGGAGGUUGAUGAUGAGGCACUACGUGUUCUCUUUGCUGGUUGUGCUGCACUUUGGGAGCGAAGAAACAAAUUUGUUUUCCAGGGAGAGCUUUUGGACAUAGCUUGGCUACUUCACCCUUGCUGGAAACUGCUCGAAACAGAUGUUGUUAAACCGAGGAGAGCAGCAACAGGGACGCUACAGGGUGAUAGCCGCUAA